CAUAAAUACACUGAUAAUGACACGACACCAACAAAAAUAUUUCUCCAUAUAUUCGAAAACCUCCCAAAUUCUUGCGCAUUAAUCAUACGUUUCAGUCAUGCUCUCUACCAUUCGAUCUCUCCGGCUCCACAGCCGUCUCCUGUCCCUCCACGGCGGCAUCAAACGCCUUCCAAUGGAGGCCGCCGAAGCUCUCUUAUCGCUUUACUAUUCCUACUGUAGUCUCUCCCCAUGCACCGUCGACCUCGACGAUUGUCAAACCUCAAUGCACAUAUGGGCGGCGAACCACCGCCGCUGCAACAAGCCAAACCUUGUUCUCGUCCAUGGCUACGGCGGUAACUCCAAGUGGCAAUUCAUAUUGCAGGUAGCUCAAUUGACUCGUGAUUUCAAUGUUUACAUACCAGAUCUAGUGUUUUUCGGCAAAUCGUACUCGACGAGGACGGAGCGUACGGAGGAGUUUCAGGCGAAGUGCGUGUGCGAUGGAAUGAAGAAAUUGGGAGUUGAUAGAUUCUCGGUGUAUGGAAUUAGUUACGGAGGAUUUGUGGUGUAUCGGAUGGCGGAGAUGGAGGAGAAGAUGGUGGAGAAGGUGGUGAUUGUGAGCAGUGGAAUUGUGUAUACGGAGGAGCAGAAAUCGGAGUAUCUGGAGAAGAUUGGGCGGAAUGUGGUGGAGAUUUUGGUACCGGAGAAACCAGAAGAAAUACGAACGCUGUGCAGAUUGUCUAUGUAUAAAUCCGAUAUUGGAAAGUGGUUUCCUGAUUUCUUCCUUCGUGGAUUCAUUGCUGCAGAUAGAUGGAGGAAGGAAAGACAAGAACUGAUUGAGAAUUUGCUUUCGAAAAAACCUGAUCCUCAUCUUCCUGUUCUUACCCAGGAAACACUUAUAAUAUGGGGAGAGAAAGACAAUAUCUUCCCGAUUCAGUUGGGACAUCAACUACAUAGGCACUUGGGUCCGAAAUCAACGCUAAAGAUAAUUAAGGACGUAGGGCACGCUGCAAAUGUCGAAGCUCCAUAUUCACUCAACGAAUUGAUUACGUCGUUUGUAUUAAGUGGUCGUUCCUAGUUAUAAUUAAUUAAUUUAUUUUCUUAGAUUUACAUAUAAUUAUUUUGUUGUUUAUAAAUUGUUGUUCAUAUCAUAUUGUGAAUUUGUAAUGUUGUAAAGUCGACGUACUCGGUACUCAUCAUACCAACAAACUCCAUUACUUGGCAAAACUAUGCCGAAAUAUAUAAAAAGAAGAAUAAAUUAUAUAUUUGGUACUUGUGGUUUGCUUUUUAAUGUGUUUUUUUGGUUCAAUUUUUUGGAAAAUUCAUGUGGUUGGUUUAUGUGAUUUCCAAAUCUUGCAUCAGAGUUUCAUGAAGCAAUUAUUGUUUAUAAUGCUCCGUUAAAAUACUAUAGAAUGACCAUUAUGCAUAUUCUUUUGCUUUUUUAUGUUGUUUUCGAAAACAUUUUAGUUUCAAUGACCAUUCUUUUAAAAAAAAAUGAAAAAUGAAUGAAAGCCUAAAAGAGUCAUUAACAUCUCGUCAUGGUAAACUAAGGUGACAUGUUAAAGAAAAAAGGCGAUCGGACAGAAGUUCGAAGUCGGAAGCCCAUCCCCCCUAAACCUAACUUCAAGGGCACAAGCGGAGUUACUCCUUUCUACAUUUUAAACCUUUCGGGCAGUGUUAGAAGAUUAGAAAUCUGGAAGUCGUGUGCUAAGAUUAGGAGACUUGUAGACGUCUACGAUCGCCAACAUAAGAGACGCCUAUUGGGUUUCUAAAGCAUACACUAUUAUCUAAGGUGGUGAAAGCAAUCAUAAGAUUACAUGUGGGUACAUUGAAGGGUCUAAUUAAUGAUUUGGUCCAGACAUUCGUUGUAAUAGGUUCUUUUUGGUAUAAAUGCAAUUUUGGUAGCCUUUUUUGUAGUUUAUGGCCAGUGCAUGUGUUUACAACCGUAAGCUGUUUACGGCCGUAAACCCAAGUCGGCCCAGGUCACUAUAUAUAGAGGUCUUGUAGGUCAUUUAAUGGUUAUUGAUGCCAUAGAGUUCACGGUUGUUGUAAACGAGUUGUAUCAGACGUUUUUCGUUAAUAAAAGCGUGUG
Molecule: messenger RNA, 2068 nt
Organism: Lactuca saligna
Lineage: Eukaryota; Viridiplantae; Streptophyta; Magnoliopsida; Asterales; Asteraceae
Source: the annotation of a GenBank genome assembly